AUGGCUGGGUGCUGUAAGAAAUACGCAGUAUUAUGGAUCUUCUUGGCUUUGGCAGCUGUAGCCAUAACACUAGGUCUGGUAUUUGGACUUAAGUCCAAAGAUGACGAUAAUGAACUGGGUGUAGGAGCUGUGGCUUCCAACGGAGAAGGAUGUGCAGAUAUUGGAGGAGAAAUGCUAAAAGAGGGAGGUUCUGCCAUUGAUGCUGCCAUAGCCACUUUAUUGUGUGAGGGUGUCAUGUUACCACACAGUCUGGGUGUUGGAGGUGGGUUUGUGGCGACCAUAUACACCAAAGCUACAGGACGCAUGGUGUCGGUGAUAGCACGUGAAACCGCCCCAGCUGCUGCCCAUCAAGAUAUGUUCAUUGGCAAAGAGAUUACGGGGGCCAUUUCAGCUGCCAUUCCCAGUGAGAUCUAUGGCUAUUGGAAACUUCAUGAGAAAUAUGGUAUAUUGCCAUGGCAAAGACUCUUUGAGCCCACCAUUGAUUUGUGUGUAAAGGGACACAAGGUCUCACGCUAUUUGGCUAAUGUUCUCAAUUUGAAUGGAGAUCGAAUUCGCAAAGAACCCUCAAUGGCUGAGAUUUUCAUCAAUAAAUACACCAAUGAACUGUACAAGGAGGGUGAGACCAUGUAUCGUCCACAAUUGGGUGAGACUUUGCGUAUUGUGGCCACUGAGGGACCAGAGGUUAUGUAUCGUGGUGGACGUGUUGGCAAGAAAUUGGUGGAAGAUAUUCAAGAAAUGGGUGGCAUUAUAACCGAGGAAGAUCUAAUGAAAUAUGACAUUCGCUGGGAGGAACCAAUUGUGGCCCACUUUACAGGCGGCUAUUCUCUGUAUACCACCCCCUUGCCCACCAGUGGCGCCGUUUUGGCCUUUAUGCUGAAUGUCAUGGAACCCUUGUACACCCAUCAUCAUGAUGUCUAUUGGCAGCGUGUCAUCGAGACUUUCAAGCAUGCCUAUGGCCAUCGCACCAAUUUGGGUGACAUCCACUAUGAGCCCCAAGUGAAAGAGGUUUAUGAUCAACUCACCAGUACCUCGUUUGCUGCAGAAAUUCGUAAAUUGAUUAAGGACGAUGUUACCUUCACAGAUUUCGCCUAUUAUGGAGCUAAUUUCUCAAAUGUGGAAGAUCAUGGAACAGCAAAUUUGGUGGUGUUGGCACCAAAUGGUGAUGCCAUUUCGGUGACUAGUACCAUAAAUGGACAUUUGGGUGCCAAGGUUCGUUCCCGUCAAACUGGUAUUAUCUUAAACGAUCAAAUGGAUGAUUUCUCCACACCUGGCGUCGUUAAUGGUUACGGCAUUCCAGCAUCACCUGCCAAUUACAUUAAGCCAGGCAAACGGCCUAUGUCUUCGACUUGUCCCAGUAUUGUUUUGGACAAACAUGGACAUGUCAAGCUAUUGGUGGGAGGAGCUGGUGGCUCAAGAAUUACAACUUCAGUGGCACAGACAAUUCUACGCUACUUCGUUUUCAAUGAACCCAUUGAUGUUUCCCUAAACUCUGGUCGUAUCCAUCAUCAAUUGGCUCCCAUGCGUGUGGAUGUAGAACCUGAAGUGCCCGAUAGCACCGAGGAUUAUCUAAUUAAAGUAGGUCACGAUAUCAAUUACUUACCUCAAGACAAGGCUUAUUCUGCCCUAACGGCCAUUGGACUGAAGACUCAUGUCCCACAUCCGGUUUGUGAUCGUCGUCGUGUGGGCAGUGCUGUUGUUGUGCAUCCCAACAAAUGAGCUGAGCCGAGUUGACCAGGUGUUCAAAACUGCAAAAUUUGAUCCAGAAAAUACCUUAUUACAAUUUUUUUUAACAUUUUAAGCUAAACAAAAAACUGGAUUGUCACUCGAAAUAAUUCCAUUUGACAAUAUAAAAGUGUAACAAUUGAAUUUAAAAAUGCAUACAUGCAUACAACAUGUACAUGCAU
Molecule: messenger RNA, 1904 nt
Organism: Stomoxys calcitrans (stable fly)
Lineage: Eukaryota; Metazoa; Arthropoda; Insecta; Diptera; Muscidae
Product: glutathione hydrolase 1 proenzyme
Exons: 6
Coding region: 1-1716 (571 amino acids)
Biological process (GO): glutathione catabolic process
Cellular component (GO): plasma membrane
Molecular function (GO): glutathione gamma-glutamate hydrolase
Source: RefSeq, a predicted model, not a curated record